Molecule: messenger RNA, 2612 nt
Organism: Erinaceus europaeus (western European hedgehog)
Lineage: Eukaryota; Metazoa; Chordata; Mammalia; Eulipotyphla; Erinaceidae
Gene: SLCO4C1
Product: solute carrier organic anion transporter family member 4C1
Exons: 13
Coding region: 134-2314 (726 amino acids)
Biological process (GO): sodium-independent organic anion transport; transmembrane transport
Cellular component (GO): membrane
Molecular function (GO): protein binding
Source: RefSeq, a predicted model, not a curated record
GCCCUUACAGCCAAAUGGAGGAAGGCGGGGAAUCUUCCCGCACGGGGGCGCUGCACCUGCCCAGAGGAGGAGCCAGAAUCGGAUUAGAUUUUCAGCCGCUCGGGCUCACUUGUAGGAAGAACGCAUCCCGAACAUGAAGCGCCGCGAAGGCAUUGAGAAUCCAGCUUUUGUCCCCUCCACCCCAGACACCCCGCACCGUUCUUCCGCAUCGCCUUCUUAUGUCCAGGUCUCUGUCUCGUCCAUCAACAACAAGGAAGACAAUUCCCGACCACAGGAGCCGCCUGAACUCCCUAAGUCUCGGGAACCACCUCUGCCUUCAGCUACUCCCCCAGGAUCCCCAGAGCCUCCCGGACCGGAGUUGCUGUCCGAAUUCCAAGAAGGGCCCUGCGGCUGGGGGAACUUCCAACCUCAAUGUCUCCAGCGUUGCAACACGCCGAAAGGUUAUCUGUUUUAUUACUGCCUCUUGGCUCUCACUCAAGGUGUUGCAGUAAAUGGCCUUGUAAACAUUAGCAUUUCCACUAUUGAGAAACGCUAUGAAAUGAAGAGUUCACUGACAGGCCUGAUAUCAUCAAGCUACGAUAUAGCAUUUUGUGUGCUAUCUUUAUUUGUAUCAUUCAUUGGUGAAAGAGGACACAAACCAAGAUGGCUUUCCUUUGCAUCCUUUAUGAUAGGAUUGGGAGCGCUUGUAUUUUCAUUGCCGAAAUUUUUUACUGGAAGAUAUCAACUGGGGUCCCUUUAUGAAGAUACUUGCUCAACAACAGGGAGUGAUCCAAACUGUUCCUCUUCAAGUUCUUCACUUUCUAACUUCUUGUAUGUCUUCAUCUUGGGACAACUAUUGAUGGGAACAGGAGGAACUCCUCUCUAUACGCUGGGAACAGCUUUUAUUGAUGAUUCUUUGCCUACACACAAAGCUUCUCUCUAUAUAGGAAUUGGCUACUCAAUGUCAAUAUUAGGCCCUGCUGUUGGCUAUCUGUUGGGCGGACAACUAUUAACCUUGUACAUUGAUCUUGGCAUGGGAAAAAGUGUUAGUAUCACUGAAGAAGAUCCAAGAUGGCUGGGGGCAUGGUGGAUUGGAUUUCUCUUGGUGUGGCUCUUUGCUUGGUCCUUGAUAAUACCGUUUUCUUGCUUUCCAAAACAUCUACCAGGUACAGCAAAAAUUCAAGAUGAGAAAACUUCUCAGGCUCAUCAGAAUAAGAAUUGUUCCUUACAACAUAUAGAUAAUAAUUUUGGAAAAAGUUUUAAAGAUUUUCCAGCUGCUCUAAAGAAUUUGCUGCGGAAUACAGUUUUUAUGUGCUUGGUUGUAGCAACUUCUUCAGAAGCCUUAGUUACGACUGGGUUUGCUACAUUUUUACCUAAAUUUAUAGAAAAUCAAUUUGGAUUGACCUCUAGCUUUGCUGCUAUCCUUGGAGGAGCUGUUUUAAUUCCUGGGGCUGCUCUUGGUCAGAUUUUAGGUGGUGUCCUUAUUUCAAAAUUUAAAAUGACAUGUAGAAACACAAUGAAGUUUGCUUUGCUUACAUCUGUAUUUUCACUUGCAUUGAGCUUUGUAUUUAUUUAUGCCAACUGUGAAAACGAACCAUUUGCCGGUGUUCAUGAAACAUACAAUGGGACAGGAGAACUGGGGAAUUUGACUGCUCCUUGUAAUGCUGAUUGUAACUGUUUGCAAUCAAAUUAUUAUCCUGUUUGUGGAGGAAAUGGAGUCCAAUAUUUUUCUCCCUGCUAUGCAGGUUGUAAAAAUUCCAUUUUAGAAAAUCAGUCAAAGGUAUAUUACAACUGCUCAUGUAUUGAAAGGAAAACAGAAUUAACACCUACUGAAGCAGGUUUUAAUUUUGAAGCCAAGGCUGGAAAAUGUGGAACUCAAUGUCAAUAUAUGCCUGUCUUCCUUGGUGUUUUCUUUUUUACAAUUAUUUUUACCUUUAUGUCUGGCACUCCUAUAACUGUGUCCAUCUUAAGGUGUGUUAAUCAAAGGCAACGAUCACUAGCCUUAGGAAUGCAAUUUAUGUUACUUCGAGUAUUAGGCACAAUACCUGGACCGAUUAUAUUUGGUGUCAUGAUAGACAGCUCAUGUGUUCUCUGGGAUGUGAAUGAAUGUGGAGUUAAAGGAGCAUGCUGGGUAUAUGAUAACAUCAAGAUGGCUCACAUGCUAGUGGCCAUAAGUGUUGUUUGUAAAAUUAUCACCAUUUCCUUCAUUGGACUUGCAAUCUUCUUGUACAAACCACCACCAUCAGGCCCAGAAGUCUCAUUUCAACAUCAGGAUACUGUUGUGACGACUGUUUCACUAGACUGUGAUCUCAACAAGUCAGAAAACAUAGGGUAAAAUAGCAAACACAGAGACUAUAUUACAGUUGGAAAUUGGCCUCCAGUUGUAAAGUUAAAUAGUGCCAUAAUAGCAUUAUCUACCCAAAAUGUUUGGUAUAUGCAUCAUAUUUUUAGAAUUGAUAUUUAUAAUUAAUUGUAUUUUCUGUAUAUAUGAAUGAAUUCUUAUUUUAAGGUAAAAAAAUAGAGCUGUGCCUUCAGAGUCAACCAAAAGACCUAAAUCACUGUGUGUACUCCUCGUCUCAUUCACAUAUGAAAACUCCAACUAAUAAAGUAAACUGGGAGGGGGAAAAAAAAAA